GAUGUCAACAUGGCAGAACCGCGAGCUUGUGGAAGACUUCGCGCUUUGAAGUUAGAUUGGAAGUAUACUUGAAUCACAUUUCUCUAAAAAAAUUUAUUAUUCUUUUUCUAGCGUUUUGGUGUUUAUUUUGCUUUUUAAAUCGUUGCUUGUACCUAUCGAAAGAGACCGUUUAUUCUAAAAAUUAUCAAAGACGAAUCAACAUGGAUAAAUUACUCAUUAAAAAAAAACAGUGUGCCAAGCGUGACAACAAUCUUCACCAAUUGGCCGAAAUUACGGAAACUCUAGCAGGCAUGUAUUUCGAAAACGAACGGUUGAAAGAAGCUUUGCGGGAGUAUAAGGAGCAGUUGAAUGUCUGUGAAGAACUACAAGACAAGUUGAGAUGUGCUAUAGCACAUAGAAUGAUCGGGGAGGUUUAUGCAAAAUUAGGAGAUUAUGAGCAGGCUUUGAUGCAUCAAAAUUUAUACUUAGAAAGUGCCAAGGACAUGAAGAAUAUGCUGGAAGAGCAGCGCGCAUUUGCUACCUUAGGCAGAACUUAUUUCUGUCUGGCCGAGAGCUUGGAUGGCAAGAAGCGUGACGAGGCUUUGGUAAAUGCAAAGAUGAGUCAUGUGCGGAGCAUGGAGCUGUGUGACAUGUUAAAGAACAUCGAAAUUAAAGAACAGAUGUUGAUGCGAUCAAGAGUAUUGCUCAAUCUAGGAUCAACAAUGGAGGCAUUGAAAGAGACGCAACAGGCAAUUAAUUUGCUCGAGCAGGCAAUCACACUGUGCGUAUCCAACAACUUUCAGGAAGAGUUGCACUGUGCCUGUAUUUCUCUUGCAGCUAUAUACGAGCGACAGAAUGAUUACGAACUAGCGUUGACUUACCUCGAGACCGCAGCCACUAUAAACAACAUACGUCUGAAGGCCGAAGCGGAAAUAACAAAGGCUGAAUUGCUCAUGCGAACCGGACGGUGGAUCGAAACGCGCAAGUUGUUGGUUUCCUUGUAUACAAGGAGUGGAUUGUCGAAAGACAUUAAUCACUUGGUGGAGAAAUAUCUGAGGAUUGUUGUAACUAUAUGCCGUGCGGAAAAUAAUCUUCUCGUCGAGACUGACGUUGAGGCUAAGCAGAAACUAUAUGAAACUCUAGGCGAUGCGGCGGUCGCUGCGAAAUGCUUCAAUGGAGGCGUGGAGUAUUAUCGACACAUGCUGACCUGCGCGGAAGAAACGGGUAACCAGAUAGGUGCUUCUUUGGUAAGUCUAGCAAGAACGCUCAAGGAUGCGGGGCGAUGCAAGGAAGCGUUGCCUUACGCGCGGAGGGAGCUGAAACUUUGCAAGAAUUCUCAGGAGAAAUGUGAAUCGGCGCUGUUUCUAGCAGACUUGCUAAUAACGAUGAACGCCGCUGAUGCCGAAAUUCGGGAAUGUUACGCUCUGGCGUUGAACUCGGCAAACGAAAGCGAUAAUGUUAAGCUGCAAAAAUCCGUUACGAAAGACCUCGUCAGUUAUCUGGAAAGUAUAGGCCAGUUCGACGAGGCAGAAGCUACAAAACGAAAAGCGGAAUUAACAUUGGAAACGCCGAGCGACACGGAGAGCGAAGCAGCAUCCGAGGAAAGUGAUAGAAUUGGUGCGGACAUUUGUCUAGAGGAUUUGUCCGAUCUAGAGACUGAAGAGAGCAUCAAGAAAACUGUUGGGACUGUUGGAAAGAGAAGAAUGAAAAGAGCAACGUCUACGAUCAAGAGGAACGAGAAGGGCGAGACGCCGUUACAUGUGGCGUGCAUCAACGGCGAUAUCAGUGCCGUCGAGAGGCUUCUGUCGUCCGGUCAUUCUACGAACGUUCGAGAUCACUGCGGUUGGUCUCCACUUCACGAAGCUGCUAAUUACGGCUACGUCGACAUCGCGGAACUGCUCCUGAAACACGAUGCGAAUGUCAACGAUCCAGGCGGCACAUCCUGCAAAGGCGUGACACCGCUUCACGAUGCCGCAACCUGCGGACACUUUUCGAUGAUGCAGCUCCUGAUGCGUCAUGGAGCGACUGUUACGCUCAAGACUCAUGAUGGCGAGACGGUGUUGGAUUGCUUGAAGGCUUGGAGACGUCGCGUAGAAGACAUAAGUCCCCAAGAUUUACUCGAAUACGACGCUAUGUGUGAAAAGCUUUCGGCUGUUAUUCAUAAAAAGGAAAGGAAGAGACUUAAAGACUUUGGUCGGUCACCGGAUAAGAAGUCCGCGCCGCCCGAGGCUCGAAAGAUAUCUGCCGGGGAGGAUUAUAAGCGAACAAUAGAGAACUUGCGAUCUUUCAAUAAAAUCAAUACCGUUAUUGCUGCUUCUAAAAGCAGCAAUGAUGAAGUUGCGCCUUUAGUCGGUGAGGAACAGGUUCUUAUCGACGAUUGGCUCGAGGACGAUAUCGGAGAUACAACGCGAAAGAAAUCUACGUCAAACAAUUACACUGCAAUAACCAUCGGAGACACAACGAGAAAGAAAUCUACGUCAAACAGUUACACUGCAAUAACCAAACGAAAGUCUUUUGACGGGAAUACGGAGGGCGUCACUAAGAGAUUGAAACGGAACGACACGUUUCGUCGAAGUAACGACGAUUUUAGUUUAAGCGAGGAUAGUGAUGACACUAUUGUCGACGAUAUGAGUGAAUUAUUUGAAGUACGUAAAAGAACUAGGAGAAAACGACAGACGUCCCUGAUCUCGAGUGGAUUCACCGUGUCCGGCGUGUCUCGCACGCCGUCUCCAGUGGCAUAUUUGCAACCGUCUUUGCCCACCGCAACGAGUUCGAAGCAACUCGACAAGGAACACGUACGUUUACGUAUGUUUGUUAAAGAAAAAAUGUUCGACAUAAAAGUAGCAGUCUGCGAAGAUGAGAGGGAGUUUUUAACAAACAUUACGAGUACUACCGAACGCGCAUUCCACGAUGAAACCGGUUGUACAGUUACGCUGCUGCUGCAACUUGUAAACGGUAGUGUCGCGACGAAGGAAAGUAUUCGACAAAUCGCGAUGGAAAGAGGCAAGUUGGAAUGCGAGAUAGUCGAACUGCAAAUCCCAUCCAUUGUCGAGCGAUACAAGACCAUCUGUUGCACUCAUAACUUGACCCCUUGCGAGAUCACGCUGAAAUGCUUAAAAUCUUGCGAGAAUACGUCUAUAUUUCGCGUAAAAUCCGACAAUAUUAACAGGCAACUAGUCGUGCCUUUGUUAAAAACUUUAGAAUACGAAAAAAAUAUCAAAGUGUUACAAUUGUCGGACAGUGUACUGCUAACGGCGGGAGUAGAAUUGUAUCAAUGUCUCUCGAACCUUCCAUCCCUGCAGGAGCUCUAUUUAAAAGGCUGUGAUAUUGACUUCGCCUGUUUACGUCAGGUGAACUCGUUACCUCCUCAGUUGAGAGUCCUAGAUUUGAGUUAUAAUCCAUUAAGUUCCGAAAGCAGUGAUACCCUGCGAACACUGAUCGCUCCCCUGAAAUAUUUGCAAACUCUUAACUUACGUUAUUGCAUGUUGGAAGACUUUUGCCUUCCACUCGACAAUCCGAAUCUGACGAGCUGCGAUAUUUCGUGGAAUAAAUUGAAUCGCGACGCGGUGACCUCUGUGCUGAGUAGGCAAUUGUUCGACUUGAAUUUAUCUAAUAAUCUGUCUUCCAAUCGAUUCGUCUUAGAGUUAGAUAUGAUAGCUUUAUCACCGAGUUUGGAAUCAUUAGAACUUUCGUUCUGUGAUAUAACAGACUCUGAUAUAAAAGUUAUCUUAGCGCAAUUGCCUAGGUUGUUGAAAUUAAUACUUAGUGGGAACACGAAUAUAUCUAUAUUGUCUAUAAACAUAUUGUUGAGUCGUCAGCCUACGUUAACUUACAUCGAUGUUAGUGGUUGUAAAAAUAUCACGGAUAAUCCCGAAACUGGAUUAGCCAUACAAAGUCCCGAGGUUUGCACACUGCUGGCUAGUAUAGAGCCUAAUUUAUGUGAUUCUUGGAUUAAAUUGUGGCGAGGAGCAGGUACUGUAACGAAAUUACCUCAUAAUUUAGCAAUUUUUAAACCUAUUUGACUUUCUACAGAAAACAAUAUUUUGUAUAUGCGUAUUGCGAAAGAUAAUUUAUUUUGUAAAAAAAUGUACAUGUAAAUAUGUUUCUAGAAAAAAAUAAUAUAUAUUUCAUAAUACAUUUGAUAUUCCCAGAAAAAUAUCAGUUUGUGAAUUAUUCGUAAAUCUAUCUCUUCCUAUACAGAAGAUACUGAUUUAUAUUGACAUUAUUUUGCAAAAAUCAAUAAAUUAUUUUGGAACAA
Molecule: messenger RNA, 4237 nt
Organism: Pogonomyrmex barbatus (red harvester ant)
Lineage: Eukaryota; Metazoa; Arthropoda; Insecta; Hymenoptera; Formicidae
Product: tonsoku-like protein
Biological process (GO): replication fork processing; double-strand break repair via homologous recombination
Cellular component (GO): nuclear replication fork
Molecular function (GO): protein binding
Source: RefSeq, a predicted model, not a curated record